This is a messenger RNA of Caenorhabditis remanei, 1455 nucleotides long. RefSeq lists its product as uncharacterized. Gene Ontology annotation, biological process: positive regulation of cytosolic calcium ion concentration; phospholipase C-activating G protein-coupled receptor signaling pathway; adenylate cyclase-activating adrenergic receptor signaling pathway. NCBI's taxonomy places the organism in Eukaryota, Metazoa, Nematoda, Chromadorea, Rhabditida, Rhabditidae. Gene Ontology annotation, molecular function: alpha1-adrenergic receptor activity. The transcript has 8 exons. The record is from RefSeq and is a predicted model, not a curated record. Gene Ontology annotation, cellular component: membrane. The coding region runs from base 1 to 1455 and encodes 484 amino acids.
AUGUUUCUGGUCUCCGAUGGAGAUGGCGGGGUCAUCGAAGAAGUCGACUACACGAAAAUCGCACGACUUGCUGGUAUCAGCAUGGGCAAUGAAUCAGAAGUGGUAUCUGAGCUAUGCAAAGAGCAGCUCCGAAUAAUUCUUCGAGAAAAGCUGCGAACCGGAGAGCAACUGCCACCAGCUGUUCUUGUUCUCCUAUGCAUUCCAGCUGUUAUAAUCAUUCUUCUCACAGUAUUCGGUAAUCUACUGGUACUAUUCUUCAAAGCGAGAGUUGGUCGAACUAACACCACACUUCUCGUAUGGAAUCUAGGUCUCACUGACUUUCUCGUUGGUGUCAUUGUACUCCCUAUGGGAGCUGUUUAUUUGAUUUAUCGAAAAUGGAUAUUCGGACGGUUUUUAUGUCGAUUAUGGGUUGCAGCUGAUGUGACAUUUUGCACGUGUUCUGUGGUAACAAUAUGUGUAAUAUCUGUGGAUAGAUAUCUCGCAGUGACAAGACCACUUCGCUAUAAAAGUAUUGUAACUAAAACGAAAGUUAUCACAGUGAUGACUAUCAUUUGGGUAUUCUCAUCAUCAAUUCUACUGACAACUGUUCGAUGGGAGCAACCGGAAUGUUAUGAUGAUUCUCUCUGCUUCGUUGGAAACGAAAUUCGACAUUUGGCUCACAGUGUCGUCUUCGCUUUCUUCCUUCCAGCUUCAGUCACUUUAACUCUCUAUUGGAGAAUCUACAAACUGGCGAGGAACCGUCAGAAGGCGUUGGAUCGCGGAUUUCUCAUGAUUCUCGGCUCAAACAUGAACUUUCUCACGAACACACUAAGUCAGCAGACAACACUUCGUGUACAUUUCGGGAAAACAAACGGGAUGGUUGAGCAUCAGCGGCGAGUUCUUAGGACACACGAGAGGAUUGCGAAGACGUUAGGCGUUGUUUCGUGUUCCUUCUUGUUUUGCUGGCUCCCAUUUUUCGGGUUAUACCUAACAAACUACAAAUGUUCGGGUUGCAUUCCACCAAUCGCUAUCGACGUGGCAAGUUGGUUAGGCUACUGUAACUCAAUGUUGAAUCCAAUUAUCUACUCAUUCACUGUCAAAGAGUUUAAACGAUCAGCGUUUCGACUAGUCGUUCCAAUUUGGCAGUUCGUGAAUCGAUGUUUGCCAUUCGUGCCGGCUCCACCCGACAAUAUUUUGCAAAGGAUUGCAAGACAUGUUCAUAGGCAUAAGGAGAAGGAAAUGCAAACAAGGCAUCGAUCAUUCGAGAUGUCUUCGAACAAAAAUGGAAUGCUGACAACAAAAGUUCGCUCAAAGCGGAGGCAAACAGAGCCGAAUGUUGUCGGAUUGAUCACUCCCGAUCAUAAAGAGUUGCAGUUUUUGAAGAUUCUAGAUACGGAUUUCAAGCUCUCCGAUGCCUUCUACUGUCAAAACUGUGAGCUUCGAAGAAAACUUAAAACUUCAUUCUAUCCAGAGUGA